Osmerus eperlanus (European smelt) is the source of this 2801-nucleotide messenger RNA. RefSeq names its product cystathionine gamma-lyase-like. The transcript has 12 exons. Bases 135 to 1361 code for a protein of 408 amino acids. The record is from RefSeq and is a predicted model, not a curated record. Gene Ontology annotation, molecular function: pyridoxal phosphate binding; carbon-sulfur lyase activity. Gene Ontology annotation, biological process: transsulfuration. Gene Ontology annotation, cellular component: cytoplasm. NCBI's taxonomy places the organism in Eukaryota, Metazoa, Chordata, Actinopteri, Osmeriformes, Osmeridae.
CGUUGACGUGAUACAGUCAUUGGGCUAAACGAUAUUUCGGUAUGAUACGUAGUUCUUAAAGGAACUUCCCUAUCAAAAUUACAUACACAUAGGCUUACUGUAAUUUCACGAUAAACGUUUGGAGUGUAGAAUACAUGGCUUCAACAUACCAGGAAAAUCAGCAAAACAACUUGUUUGAUGGAUUCCGAAGAGGAUUCAAAUCAUUCGCGACAGAGGCGAUCCACGUUGGACAAGAACCUGAGCAAUGGAAAUCUAUGGCCGUGGUGCCACCAAUUUCCUUAUCUACCACGUUCAAGCAGUAUGGACCAGGGAAUCAUGCGGGCUUUGAGUACAGUCGAAGUGGAAACCCAACAAGAAACUGUCUGGAGAAAGCUGUAGCCGCCCUGGAUGGAGCGAAGCAUUGUCUUGCUCUUGCCUCGGGGCUUGCAGCGACAAUGACCAUCACCCACAUGCUGAAAGCUGGAGAUGGUAUCGUCUGCAUGAACGAUGUCUAUGGAGGUACCAACCGUUACUUCAGAAAGAUUGCAGCAGAACUUGGUCUGGAUGUCUCCUUUGCUGAUUUCACAAAAAUUGAGCUGCUUCAAGCUGCCCUGAAGCCUAAUACCAAGUUGGUGUGGAUUGAAACUCCAACCAAUCCCACUAUGAAAGUGGUGGAUAUCAAAGCCUGUGCUGAGGUAGUCCAUAAACACAAGAAGGAUGCCGUGGUAGUGGUGGACAAUACGUUCAUGUCCGCAUACUUUCAGCGCCCCUUGGCUCUGGAUGCUGACAUUUGUAUGUAUUCAGCUACCAAGUACAUGAAUGGGCACAGUGAUGUUGUAAUGGGACUGGUCUCAGUGAACAGGGAGGAUCUGUAUGAACGGCUGCGAUUUCUACAGAAUGCUCUGGGAGCAGUACCAUCUCCCUUUGACUGCUACUUGUGCAACCGUGGGCUGAAAACCCUUCACCUCAGAAUGAAACAGCACUUCAAAAACGCCUUGGCAGUGGCCCAGUACCUGGAGGAGGACCCACGGGUGGACAAAGUCAUUUUCCCAGGUCUACCCUCUCACCCACAGCAUGAGCUAAUGAAGAAGCAGUGCACAGGCUGCCCUGGCAUGAUCACAUUCUACAUCAAGGGCAAAUUGGAGCAUGCCACCACUUUCCUCAGUAAUCUUAAGCUCUUUGCACUUGCCGAGAGCCUUGGGGGAUAUGAAAGUUUGGCAGAGCAUCCAGCCAUCAUGACCCAUGCAUCUGUGCCAGAGAAUGAGAGGGCUGUCCUGGGGAUCAGUGACACUCUUGUCCGUCUUUCUGUGGGGCUGGAGGACGAGCAUGACAUUAUUGAGGACUUGGACCAAGCCCUGAAUGCUGCUCAUCCAAAGAAGUAAAAUAUUAUGGACACCUCAAACUCCUGCUUGAAGUUGAUGUCAGCAAAACUGAGGCCAGGGUACCACAAAGUAAAACCUCAAUGCAACGCGCACAAGGAUGCAGCCAUCAGGGAAAAACCUGCUUUGAAAAUCUCCCAAAUAAUUUAAAAUUAACAGGUGUUAAUGAAUACUUAAAGGACUUAAUUUUAAUCUUAUUUAUCAUUUUCUGAUUUUGUGUGUUCAUUAUGUUAUUUUGUUAGGAGGGCUUUGAUGGGUGCAAUGUGAUGGGGAAUGAUAUUGAAUUAACACAGACAUUUCUGGAGCGAAACGUAACACAAAAUAAUCAAGUCUUGUUUUAUUUGUUCCCCCAGAGACUUUAUCUGAAUAUCUGUGUUGAUUGAAUAUAACUUGUUGUCUUGCUAUGUCAAACAUAUGCCUUGUAAAGGGAAAGGGGGGGAAUCAUCACCCCUGUGAAAGAAAUGUGUCCGUCUCCACUAAUGAUUUAGCAUCGCAAAUUUGAUUCUGGAUUUAAAUACUCAUGUCUGUCAGAUGACCGGGGAAAGAACUAGAGACUAACAACCUGAUGAGUCAGUUGUAGACUUUUAAAUGUCAGUGGUUACACUUCUGUAAUAAGAAGGCACAGCAUGGGGGAGGGGUGUAGGGGGUGUGGAUGUUGGAAAGAGGCCGUAAGGUCAAUGUUAACAUCCACUAAACCCUAGAAUACCCAGCCUUCCCCAUACCAAGUUGCACCUGUGUAAUCAUUUUAGCACCCAACUGUAAUGUAGUGUAAAAAUAACUACAACGUUGUUACAAUAGGUCUUGCUUAUGUAGGCUAGUUAGGCCUUCAUGGUAGUCAGUGUAACCUUAAUGUCAAUGAUUCCAGAAAAGAGAGAAAGAUAAAUACAGAAAACAGACAACGCAGAUUGUGGUACUGAAUAGAUCACACAAUAUUUACUCCUAACCUACAUAGCUGAACCCUAACCCAUUGAUGAACUUAAUGGUGCCUAUGAGAACAGUCUUUGACACCAGGUGUGUAGAACAUAGUAAAAACCGUAAAUGGGUUACAUUAUCGCAAUGCAAACUUAACCUGAUGAUUGGGAUCAAAAUGUCAUAGAUUCAUUCAUAAAUCUUUCAAAUACUUACACAACCCAAAGUUUGAGUUUAAAAUCCAGAAUGUUGGCUUGCUUUAGAUCUUAAGCAGUUUGCUUGUCCUUACGUUUGUUUAAUGGUUUCUCUUUUUCUGAUAGUGUGCAAAUGUUUUUGGAAAUAGCUGAAAUAAUUGCGAUGGUAAAUGUAUUGUUCUUAAGAGCAAUGAACAAAGUUCCAAUUAACCUAAACGAACUUUUAGCACACAUUUUAUAGUCUUCUUACAUCUACAUCACUUAUGUAUCUGCUUGCUGUUAACGCUACACUUUUGACGUGUGUACAUCUGACCAGACCAAUUAAAAAGAGUUUGCAGUC